GAGCAGUUUUGCAGCAGUACCUCCCCCAUCAUGUCGAUAUAUUAGAGAGAGAAAGAGCCGCACUCAGAGCGCACAGUCCGGGUUACAGAGAGCACUAAGCACCGAGACACCGUACUGAGCUUCUUUUGUUCUGGAUUUUGGGCACUGAAACACAUGGAAUAUUACCGAUUUCUUAACGGAUUAUAACGUAGGGUGUUUUAUAUCCCAGAGAAAAUGUCGGACAGAACAAUGACACGGCAAGUACUGUUGUUUAUCUCGGUCCUCUCUCUCAGUUCAGUACACGGGCAGGUUAGUUACUCCAUCCCAGAGGAAAUGGCGAAAGGCUCUUUAGUCGGUAACAUCGCGCAGGAUCUGGGUUUAGAUAUAAAAAGACUGAAAUCAGGUAAAGCUCGUAUUUAUACUGGAGACAGUGCAGAAUACAUCGAGCUGAAUAAAGAAAGGGGAGUUCUCCUCAUCAAAGAGAGAAUAGACCGUGAAGCGCUUUGUGAACAGACGACGCCUUGUGCACUGCAUUUCCAAAUUACUUUAGAAAACCCGAUGGAAUUAUACCCGGUAACUGUAGAGAUUACAGAUAUAAACGACAACGUUCCCACUUUUCAAAAGACUGAGCGACGUUUGGAAAUCAGCGAGUCAGCUGUGACUGGAUCGAAAUUUAUGUUAGAGAAAGCAGUGGAUCCAGACAUUGGUUUAAAUGGCCUCCAAAGCUACUCACUGAAACACGCUGAUCAUUUUGUUCUGAAAUUGCAUAGUCAGGCAGACGGGAGUAAAAAGGUUGAGAUGGUUUUACAGAAACCUCUCGACCGAGAGAAACAGGAGCAUAUGUCUCUGUUGUUGACUGCUCUGGAUGGAGGGGAGCCUCUGCUAUCAGGGACAAUGGAGAUACACGUCACAGUGCUGGAUGCAAACGACAAUGCGCCCGUUUUUACCAAACCAGUGUAUAAGGCAACAAUAAGUGAGAAUUCACAAAAAGGAACGUUUGUCACGACAGUUAGUGCGUCUGAUGCAGAUAAAGGCACAAAUGGAGAAGUGUCUUACGUGAUUGCAAAUAGCAUGAACCGUCUUUCAACGUUAUUCCACAUAAAUGAAGAUGGUCAUUUGAUAUUAGAUGGACAAGUUGAUUAUGAAAAAUUCAGAAGUUAUCAGAUUGAUAUAGAAGCCAUAGAUAAUGGUGGCCUCUCGGACUCAAGUAAAAUAAUAAUUGAUGUCAGUGACGUAAAUGACAAUAGUCCUCUAAUCAAUUUGAUUUCCAAAUCCGGUAUCAUACCAGAGGAUUCCCAUCCUAACACAGUAGUAGCUAUGAUGAGUGUAAACGACCCUGAUUCUGAGAGUAAUGGUAAAGUUAACUGUGGCAUGAAUGAGAACAUCCCUUUCACCAUUACAUCUACAUCUAAUGGAUUCUAUAGUCUAGUAACUGAUAGUGGCUUGGACCGAGAGAGAGCGUCUGAAUAUAACAUCAGUGUGACGUGCUCUGAUGAGGGAGUUCCCUCGCUCUCCAGCAGCGUCACUCUCACCUUACAGAUAUCAGAUGUGAAUGACAACGCGCCUGUCUUUGAGAGGAGCUCAUAUGAGGCUUAUAUUAUAGAAAACAACACACCGGGCCUCUCUAUAUUCACAGUGAAAGCCAGAGACGCUGACUGGAACCAGAAUGCCCGUGUUUCUUACAUACUGGAGGACUCCUCCGUUAACGGAGUGUCCGUCUCCUCAUAUGUGUCCGUUAGUGCUGACAGUGGAGUCGUCCAGUCAGUGCGCUCUUUUGACUACGAGCAGAUCAAGGAUUUCCAGUUCCGUGUAAAAGCGCAGGAUGGAGGCUCUCCUCCUCUCAGUAGCAAUGUGACUGUGAAAAUAAUGAUCCAGGACCAGAAUGACAACACGCCUCAGGUUCUGUAUCCAGUCCAGACAAGCAGCUCUCUGGUGGCUGAAAUGGUGCCUCGUUCAGCAGAUGUGGGAUAUCUUGUCACUAAAGUGGUGGCUGUUGAUGUGGACUCUGGACAGAAUGCCUGGCUCUCGUAUAAACUGCAGAAAGCGACAGACAGGGCGCUGUUUGAAGUGGGCUUACAGAAUGGAGAAAUAAGAACUAUACGCCAAGUCAAUGAUAAAGAUUCUGUGAAACAAAGGCUCGCUGUUGUAGUGGAGGACAACGGGCAGCCCUCUCGUUCAGCUACAGUCAAUGUUAACGUGGCGGUGGCGGACAGCUUCCCUGAAGUGCUCUCGGAGUUCACUGACUUUACUCACGACAAGGAGUACAAUGACAACCUGACUUUUUACUUAGUCUUGGCUUUGGCUGUAGUCUCAUUUCUGUUCAUCACAUGUUUAGUGGUUAUUAUAUCAGUGAAAAUAUACAGAUGGAGACAGUCUCGCGUCCUCUAUCAUUCCAGUCUCCCGGUUAUUCCGUAUUAUCCACCGCGUUACGCAGACAUUGGGGACAGGAACUCUACAGCACGUGUACAAUUACGAGGUGUGCAGGACGACUGACUCCAGAAAGAGUGACUGUAAGUUCGUCAGACCCUGUAGUCAGAACGUACUGAUAAUGGACCCCAGUUCUACAGGGACGAUGCAGCGGAUG
This is a messenger RNA of Oncorhynchus masou masou (cherry salmon), 2563 nucleotides long. Its product is annotated as protocadherin gamma-A11-like. Gene Ontology annotation, cellular component: plasma membrane. Gene Ontology annotation, molecular function: calcium ion binding. Gene Ontology annotation, biological process: homophilic cell-cell adhesion. Lineage: Eukaryota; Metazoa; Chordata; Actinopteri; Salmoniformes; Salmonidae. The record is from RefSeq and is a predicted model, not a curated record.